UAGGAUAAUAAUUCUAAUAACCGAUACUUACAGACACACAGACACUUUGAUUUUUGGACAUUAGUCUGAGACUGCACCACCUCCUAUGACCCUCAUGUGCUGCCGUCCUGGGUUUAAAGCAAAAUUACCCCGGAUCAUAACAACAGGUCCCGUCCAUUACAUUUUUUCCUCUUCGGGACAAUGGCUGCAGCUUCUCCCUGUUCUCUCUUCCCUACACACGCGGAUCCCACGGAGCAGAGCGCGGAGUCGACACUGUAGCGCGCGCUGAAGAGAAGGACACAAACGGCUGGAUAUGUAAAUGUGGUUAUUUAUCAUAGCGCACAUUAAUGGUAUAUACUCCGGACUAUUGUAAACUCCCACGUGGAGUUUCCCCCGUCGCUUAACUUGACCAGGUUUUUUUCCUCCGCUCGUGCCGACUUUCUCCCCCCGUGCGUAAAAGACAUGCGUAAAAGUCGCUUUGCAUACGUUUCGGGGCAAAAUGAAGAUAUCACUGCUUUAUUUAUGAUCAUUACAAGUCUUAUAGUGACAAUAUGCAUACUCUGGCGAGACGGUCUGUUUUGUAAUCGAACAAUCAGAGUGGGGAAAUUGCCGUUUCAUAGCCGCGCGGGCUUUGUUCGCAGCGACAAAAGAAAGAGAGACUGUAUAUCUGGAUCAACUUUUUUACGAGUUUUAUCGUACAAUAACCUUUGCAUAACAACUAUUUUUCUCAAGCGUUGCCCGAGGCAGUGCGCAGGCGCGCUGGCUGCUCGCUGUCACUAAGACAUUUUUCUUCACGCUGGAAACUGUCACUGGUGACGUCAAUCACGGAGCUCUGACCAAUUAGAGCGCAGGGUGAUUGUUUAGCUCCACGGGCUGCAGCGCCUACCAUGAAUCUCUAUUCAGUAUCAAAGCGUCCUGCUGCUGCCUCUCAACCGAAUGGGAUUCCAUGUAGUCUGCAGAUAGACUUAACUUUAUGAAGUUUUUUUUUUUCCUUUAUUUUUCAUUGCGAUUAAAAUAUAUUUGUCAUCAUCAUUAUUAUUUUGCCUGCUGUCAAGUUAUUCUAAAAUUAGGAAGUAAUGAGCGUGGAUGCAUUGGGAAGCCCCGUGAUGGACCCUACGUUUUCCAAACGGAACACGGCGCUGAGAUUAGUUGACUUGGCAGGGGCUCACCACCAUCACCAUCAUCACCACCAUACCCCUCAGAGCGUGACAGGCUUCCCGGGGUUCAGCAGCCAUCCACACUCAAUGGCUCACUCGCACCCUGGGGAGAUUACUGCGGAACCCCGCCUGGGGCCGAGUCCAUUCGGGCCAGAACACAUGGGGCACUCCGCGGCCCUCAAAAUCAGCCCAGCCCAUCAUUAUCCCCACCACCAUCACCACCACCACCACAAUCAUCAUAUGGCAGGCCACAGUGAAGUGGUCUCCAGUCAAACGGGAGCUUUUGGCCCGGUUCAGGCGACGUCGGUCCCUUAUUCUAUGUCUCACACGGCCCAGGCUUUAUCCGCAGGUAGGGAUUUCCUCAUCCGGAGAGAUCUGACGGCUCAAGCCAUGCCAGUGCUGACUGACCAGACUGCUGGUCCAGCCUCUCACCACGGAAUGUUUGUCUCAACAACAGGUAGCUAUCCCGGACACUAUGGUCACCACCCUGACGCUGGGAACCAUACCCUCUUCUCCGGACUCCAUCACGACCAGCCUUCUAGCGGAUCACCGGGUGGCCAAGCUUUGAAUGGACAAAUAAGGUUAGGACUACCUGGAGAAAUGUACGUUAGGUCUGAUCACUUGAGUCAAGUGGCAAGCUCCAGGGCUGAUCCGUUCUCCGCCUCGUCUUUGCACGGCUACGGUGGUCUGAAUCUGAACAUGAAUCUCAGCGCCCACCACCAUCACCACCACGGCGCCGGAGCGUUUUUCCGCUACAUGAGGCAGCCGAUAAAGCAGGAGCUCAUCUGCAAGUGGAUGGAGCCCGAGCUCUCGCCGAAGAAACUUUGCUCGAAAACUUACAGCACCAUGCACGAGCUCGUCACGCAUGUCACGGUGGAGCACGUCGGAGGACCCGAGCAGGCGAACCACAUAUGUUUUUGGGAAGAGUGUCCGCGGGAAGGAAAACCGUUUAAAGCCAAGUACAAACUUGUCAAUCACAUCCGAGUGCACACCGGCGAGAAACCGUUCCCGUGUCCGUUCCCAGGCUGCGGGAAAGUCUUUGCAAGAUCCGAGAAUCUAAAGAUCCAUAAAAGGACGCACACAGGUGAGAAACCCUUCAAAUGUGAGUUCGACGGCUGCGACAGACGCUUCGCCAACAGCAGUGACCGGAAAAAGCACUCGCACGUCCACACCAGCGAUAAGCCAUACAACUGCAAAGUGAGAGGCUGCGAUAAGUCCUACACGCACCCGAGCUCCCUGAGGAAACACAUGAAGGUGCACUGUAAGUCCCCACCCCCGAGUUCUGGGUACGAGUCCUCCACUCCGUCCCUGGUCUCCCCCUCCUCGGACCUGGGCCGGGAGCCAGGAGGCUCCUCGGUGCUGUCGGAGCCGGUGGGAGCCUCGCAACCCGCGAAUUUAAGCGAGUGGUACGUGUGCCAUAGCUCAGGUGCCAGCGGCGCCCAAACACCGCCCAGCGGGGCCUCCACACCCGACCACUCCACAGACGAGCCUCCGUACAGACACCCAGAACCAAGAGACGCGUUUUAACCCCAGAAACCUGGACUCCAGCACGCACCAGAGGUGAUGAGAACAAGUUAUUUUACAAGCUCAAAACUAUUAAAACAAAAUAGUUUGGCUUUCAUGGUGCCUGUAUCUGCCACCCCCCUCCCCUCUUUUUUUGGAUGAGCCACCAAACAGACACUCAGAGCCAAGAGACGCAUUUUUUCUUUUUUUUAAAUAAACCACAUUGGAAGGAAAAUGUGCAAACGUUAAAGACGUGCUAAUUUCAGGCACUAUAAAAGAAUAUAUUUUCAAACCUCAGCUUUUACGGUUCUAACUGCCCACUUGUGGAGGGAGAGAGAGAGAGAGAGAAAGAGAGAGAGGCGCAGAGAGAGAGAAAGAGAGAGAGUGGUGUAAAUUGAGACUCAGUGGUUCAUAACUGUAGCCUAGGCAUGUUGUUUUUUGGUGUCCAAAUUAUUUUGUAAAUUCGACUUUUUCUGACUUAUGUUUUUUUUAAUUUAUUUUUUCAAACGUGACAUGGAAGGAAGAUGAUUUUUUUCUAUUAUGGAACCAAAGUGCAUGAUUGAAUUGGGAGGAGCAACAAAAAAGUGUACAUUUGUAAAUUUUGUAAUAAGUUUCGAUGUGUUGAUGUUGAUAGUUUUUUGGUGUAAGGAUCCGGUUUCUCUUCUGCAGUCAGAGCAGCAGCAGCUUCUUCUUCUGACUGCAGUUAUUUGUACAAAACGUUUUCAUGUUUACAGCAUUUUUCCUUUUUUCCACUUGAUGCAGAGAGUGAACUGGGGACUGUUUCACGCGCCUGCAGUGUUUGAUAUACACCCGUGGAAUUCUCAAUGUUUUAUCAAAGUGGGGUAUUCUGUGAUUUUUUUUUGUAUCAUUGUCGUCAACUUUUUUCUUUUCAUCUGAAAUGAGCGGCACUCUAAAUGCGUACCGAAUUUGCCUUGUAAUUUGUGAAAGAUUUUGAAUAAAUCUUGUAUGACAAAAACCUAAAA
Molecule: messenger RNA, 3622 nt
Organism: Solea senegalensis (Senegalese sole)
Lineage: Eukaryota; Metazoa; Chordata; Actinopteri; Pleuronectiformes; Soleidae
Gene: zic4
Product: zic family member 4
Exons: 2
Coding region: 1056-2663 (535 amino acids)
Biological process (GO): regulation of transcription by RNA polymerase II; central nervous system development
Cellular component (GO): nucleus
Molecular function (GO): DNA-binding transcription factor activity, RNA polymerase II-specific; RNA polymerase II cis-regulatory region sequence-specific DNA binding
Source: RefSeq, a predicted model, not a curated record